AUGAGGUGUCCCCUCCCAGGCCCCAGACGACGGCGGGACAACAAGAAAAGAAAGGCAGGAGGAAAACAGCAAAAAGACUGGAAAUGGUUCGGCAGUCCGAGAGUGUCCUCCCCCCUAUCCCGCACAAUCGCCGCUGAAAAGAUUGGAUCUGAUUGGGGAAUUGGUGGGGAUUUCCAGACGACAACUGGCCAACUGGAUGUUGCUCUGAGCAACGGCAACGUGGGCGGUCUCUGCAGGCAGAACCACCACACCGCGAUGCUGCAAAGCGACCCCCCGUCCGCUGCAGCCAAGGAUGGACACAGCGCCGCCGCAGCGCCGCACCGGACGAGACCCAAAGCAGCGACGAGCAGCCAGACGGGCGAAUUGCACAAUGCUUACUGGGUACGCUGGAUCGCCGGCCCUUGGCUGGCUGGCUUAGGAUUCAAGGGUUGUCGCCUUGGUCUCGACUUUUUUUGCAAGAAGCUUGACUGGGGUCUCCCUGGCAACCAUUCAACCCAUUUCCGGGACUGGUUGCCCGCUACGGAUACAGGCUACGUACAGAGUACAGCUCGGCCUCCCUGGUUGAAGCAUUGGAGGCGCAACCGACGAAUUGCAUCAGUCAGGCAACGCCACCCGCCCGCGCCGUACCUUCCAGUCGUUUCCUGUCUUGUUGCAGCCGCCCUCAUCCUACUCGAUGUUUGGGGACUGGACGAAGCUGCAACAUGUUCGGACGCGUUCUUCGGUUUCGUCUCAACAUUGCACGCUUGGCUCUUUCUUGAGACAACCAGCUGGUCGCUCAAUUACCAGCCAACAGGUCUUUCUUCGGCCAGUCCAACUCAACCUGUUUCUCCUGGAUCCUGUUCCAUCCAUGCACCCCGCAGUGUCUCCUCUCGAAUCUCCAAUUUCGACGUCAUGCUGCCAAGCAGUUGA
Messenger RNA from Colletotrichum higginsianum IMI 349063, 909 nucleotides. RefSeq lists its product as uncharacterized. Lineage: Eukaryota; Fungi; Ascomycota; Sordariomycetes; Glomerellales; Glomerellaceae. The record is from RefSeq and is a predicted model, not a curated record. The transcript has 5 exons. Bases 1 to 909 code for a protein of 302 amino acids.